UUACAGUUAAUGAACUCCCGCCAAACCCCAGCUUACUUUAAAUUUCUGUUACAAGUAAAACAGAAAGAGGAAGGAUGAGCAGAGCUUGCAGGGAGAUUGAGCGCAACAUCUUGCGCCUUCUCCACGGGCGCGAAACCCGAACACAGCUCCGUGAGAUACACGCACAUUUCCUUCGACGUGGUCUCAACCAACUCAACCAAAUCCUUUCCCAUUUCGUCUCCAUUUGCGGGUCACUAAACAAAAUGGCCUAUGCGAAUCGGAUUUUUAAGGCGUGUUCCAGUCUUGGCGUGCUUCAACUUGGGAAAUGUAUGCACAAGGAGGUUCUUGUUGUUGGGUUCGAGGGUUUUAGCGCAAUAAGAAUUGGGGUUAUAGAGUUGUAUAGUUCUUGUGGGGUAAUGGAAGAUGCUGAGAAAGUGUUUGAUGAAAUGUAUCAAAGAGAUGUGAUUGUUUGGAAUUUGAUGAUUCGUGGGUUUUGUAAGAGAGGGGAUGUUGAUAUGGGGUUGUGUUUUUUUAGACAGAUGAGAAAGCGGAGUGUUGUUUCGUGGAAUAUCAUGAUUUCUUGCCUAGCACAAAGUCGGCGGGAUAGUGAAGCUUUAGGACUUUUUCAUGAUAUGCUGGAUUGGGGAUUUAAGCCGGAUGAGGCAACCGUAGUUACUGUUCUGCCUAUUUGUGCUCGUUUGGGUUCUCUUGAUGUUGGGAAAUGGAUUCAUUCUUAUGCAAAAUCAAGUGGGCUUUAUCGAGAUUUUGUAGCUGUGGGCAAUGCACUAGUGGAUUUUUACAAUAAAUCCGGCAUGUUUGAGACUGCUAGAAGGGUAUUUGAUGAGAUGCCUCGAAAGAACGUGAUUUCUUGGAACACAUUAAUUUCGGGUUUGGCUUUUAAUGGGAAUGGUGAACUUGGGGUUGAAUUGUUGGAGGAGAUGAUGAACGAAGGGGUAAGCCCCAAUGAUGCGACAUUUGUUGGGGUUUUAUCGUGUUGUGCUCAUGCAGGACUGUUUGAAAGAGGGAGGGAAUUGCUUGCUUCAAUGGUGGAGCAUCAUCAAAUCGAGCCUAAACUUGAGCACUAUGGAUGCAUGGUUGAUCUCCUAGGGCGUAGUGGAUGUGUGAGGGAGGCUUAUGACCUGAUUAGAAUCAUGCCUGCGGGAACUCCAAAUGCUGCUCUAUGGGGUUCCUUGCUUAGUGCUUGCCGUACACACGGUGAUGUAGAGCUUGCACACCUUGCAGUAAAAGAGCUUAUUGAUCUUGAACCAUGGAAUUCUGGCAACUAUGUGUUGUUGUCGAAUAUGUAUGCAGAGGAAGAGAGAUGGGACAAAGUUGCAAAUGUACGAGGGAUGAUGAGGGAGAAGAAUGUCAAGAAGACACCAGGGCAGAGUGUUAUUGGAUAAGUCUGCAGUGUUACUUUGAUUGAGCGAUUAUUCUUGAUUCUCACGCUGGCUAUACCGUGUGUCCUUCACAGCAAGCAAGGCUUGCAAUUCAAGAAUGAACGAAGCAUCUAACAACCUUUUAACAUCCUGCAUAAGUUCAAAGGAGUUUCAGCAAGCAAAGCUGCACGAAUGCCUAUGAAAGUGCAAGGAGGGGAGAAUUUGUGAAAGUAGUAGAAAACCUAGCAAGGAAAUUCAGGGGCGGCGGACUAACACUAAAUACUAUUUUGGUCGAUUUAUUUUCAAGACAAUCAAAUCUAGAGGGUACCUGUUUCAACCCCUAAUUUCUUUUGACAUAUAUGGUCUCUCAUUUUAUUGUUAAAAAAAGCUUGUGAGACAGUACUUGUCAAAUCUCAUAAAAGCAUGAAUAUCAGUUCCUCAAGCUUCCAGCAUGUGUCUAUGUCUGUGCUGUAUAGAAGAAUGUGUAUUGGGUCAUAGUUGCCGUGGAAUUAUAGAAACGGCAACGAAGGGCAGUGGAAUGUAUGUUUAAAGCUUUGUUAAGCGGUAAGAUGUAGAAAGGCUAGUACAGAGCAUCUGUCAAUGCAUGAUUUUAGGACUACCAUUUUAAUAAAAUGAUGCUCAAACUGCUGAUUUUAUCCAUUUUAUGUUUAA
This is a messenger RNA of Populus nigra (black poplar), 2030 nucleotides long. Its product is annotated as pentatricopeptide repeat-containing protein At1g09190-like. Gene Ontology annotation, biological process: RNA modification. NCBI's taxonomy places the organism in Eukaryota, Viridiplantae, Streptophyta, Magnoliopsida, Malpighiales, Salicaceae. The transcript has a single exon. Gene Ontology annotation, molecular function: RNA binding; protein binding. Bases 75 to 1382 code for a protein of 435 amino acids. The record is from RefSeq and is a predicted model, not a curated record.